This is a messenger RNA of Symbiodinium sp. CCMP2456, 1638 nucleotides long. Lineage: Eukaryota; Dinophyceae; Suessiales; Symbiodiniaceae. The record is from the annotation of a GenBank genome assembly.
AUGGAGUCCAUCGAUCCGGCCUCGUCCAAGUUGUGGGAAGCACAUCCAUCGCCCUAUGGUGUACCGUACUACUACAACCCUGUCACGAAAGAGUCGCGCUGGACAAUUCCUACUGGCCCGCUAGAUCGUGUGGUUCCGGCGGGCAAGAGCCAGGGCAAGGAAGUGGUUGCAAAGAGUGCCUCGCAGGAUGCGGAGGCCGAGGCAUGUGACAGGGCGACUGAGGCAGAGGCUCAUUCUCGAUCUUUGCAGCCCGCAGAGAGCGUUUGUUCCGUGUCCAGCUCCUGCAGCUCCGGCUCAGACUCGGAAAACACACGGACCCAGACGACCCAGACCCUGACGGCUCAGGAGCGUGCCCAACUAAAGGUUCAGCAGUUCACCCAGAUGCUGGAAGAGCUGCAAGUGCCAUCGUCGGACCGAUUUGAAACGUGGUUGCCACGGCUAGCGGCUGACAUUCGCUUCACCGCUGUUCCGAAAACACAAAGGAAGCCUCUUUUUCAGAAGGUUCUUCAGAGGAUGGUGGCUGAAAAGCGAGAGGUCGAAGCAAGCACACGCCGUCACAAUCGGCAAGCCCUUGAGGAGCUGCUGUCUGCUGCGGAGUCGCGGGGAAUCUUUGACAACGUAAAGACUGCAGAAGAGGCCGUGGCCAAGAUUUCUGCCAACGACCUUGGUCAAAAUCCUUGCUGGAAAGCCACUCCCCUGACAGAAAAGUCGCGCAUAACAGAAGCAUUGCUUCGCAGCAUGAACCAGAAGAGAGCUCUUGCAGAAGAGCAGUCUGCCCGCGACUUCCGCGCGUUGUUGCACGAGACAUUCUUCAAAGAUCCGGAUGGCCAGUUGCCGACUUUUGAGGAGGCUCGAAAGAUGCUGCGACAUCAAACACGCUGGAAGGCGUUGACAUCAAAGACGCUUCGUGAGGGCUUGUACAACGAGAUGGCAAACGACCACUCUGCGAAGUUGGCAGCCUCCAGAAAAGCUAAAGCUGACGAAGAAGACGAGCUGACAGAGCAUCGCAAGAGGAGCCGCAGAGAUGUUGUGGAGCAAGAAGUGCGAGAUUUACUUCAAAGGAAGAUCCGCAGUCCUCUGGAUUUAUCCUGGGAUGAGGUCCGUGUGGUUUUUCAGGAGGAGCGCGCGCAGCUGCCCGAGGAUGUGGAGGAGGCCUACCUCCACGAGGUCUUCAACAGAGUCUGCGACGAAGACAAAGAGCGCCGUGCUGGCGCUUUCUCUUCAGAGCUUCUACGCUGCAGCUUCGAAGAGCUCGGGCCGGAGCUUCCCUUUGAGGCGGUUUGUGAAAGAGCGGCCGCUCUGUUGGGAAGCGAGCUGCUCCGGCCGGUGCCCGAGGACGAGCUAAGGAUCCGUUGGGAAAACUGGCGCCGCUACCGCCUCACAGAAGCUGCGGAGGCCUUCAAACUUUUCUUGCGCCAAAGUGAGGUGCUCGCAACGGCUGCUCGAGAUCCACAUGCCGUGCGAGGGGAAGGCGUCAAGUUCCAGGAGCUCUGCGACGAGCUUCAAAAGGACAAGCGUUACCUUCGCCUGGAGCUCCUGCCCACACAGCGACGAAGACUCAUCAUAGAACGAUUAGAGGAAGUAGCACUGAAUUCGAAGCUAGCUUCCCAGGAUGUUGACUCGGAUGCCGAACGGUGA